AUGGACACGUCGUCAACCCUCGCGACGAGCGCCACCCCGACAAUUCCCGCCGAACAGCUUGCCGCACUUACAUCGCUGCUGUCGGGACUCACCGCUGCCGCUUCCGGCACUACCGCACCCGCCACGACAUCCGGCUCCAAUCGCAAUGCCUUCCCGAAGCAUGCGCGGUUGGACGGGCCGAAGACGUUCGCGAACUGGACACGCCAGCUUCGCCUGUGCCUAGCGGACGACAUCCGCUCCUACGUCCUCGACGGAAUCACCCCCGACGAUUGGACGCCUUCGCAACGCUCCGCCCGCGACGUCGUGGCACGCGAGAUCCUUGCAAACUCAAUCGACUCGGCCGAAGUCUCGGCAGUCCUCGACAAGAUCCCUACGGCCGACCUCACAGCGCCCAAGAUUUACUCGACGCUGAAAUCGCGAUACGCCCCUGAUGACGCCACUCGCACGCUCGAGCUCUUCUCGCGACUCUGGGGCUUCCGACCCAUGCCCGGAACGGUUGGCGAAUUUGACAGUUGGAUCAUGGACUUCAAGUCGGUCGCGCAAGAGAUCAUCGAUACGAAAACGACGAUCAACGACGUCCUUGCCACACUCCUCCUCGCGAUCGCCCACCCGUCACUCGAGAGCUUCAAGGCAACGUUCACCGACGAACAACGCACGCAACGAACUCUCCCUGACAUCGAUUCAGUGGCCGACCGUAUGCGAGUUCAACUCCGGUCAACGAACCUCUCCAACGAUCAAUCGGCCCUCCUUGCCUCGUCGUCGCCACGUUCUACCCGUACCAAGUGCCUCGCCUGUCGCAGCCCUUCUCACCGCGUCGCACAAUGCCCUACAAGGGCCCAGCAUCCACCGCCAGGCCCGUGUCGCUCCUGCAAGAAGAAGGACCACUGGUCUUUCGACUGCAAAAAGGCUCUUGAGGACGGGAAAACGCCCGACACCUCUGAUGCGCAACACCAUGUCGGAUGUCUCGCCACCGGUCUUCUCGCACAUCGUCGUCAGCUUCGCAACAACUCCUUCGUCGUCGACUCGGGUGCCACUUCGCACAUGGUCUCGGACAAGUCGCUGUUCACGGCCUAUCGCCACAUCGCUCCUACGAAGAUUGGUGGUAUUGCAGGGGGCAUCAACGCCGUCGGAACGGGAAACAUCGCCUUUGUUGCCGCCUCCGGUCACCCGAUCACGCUUACCGGCGUGCUGCACACCCCGGGCCUGUCUGUCAACCUCCUCUCGGUCUCUCGACUUUGCGACACCGACGAUGUCCGUGUCGCCUUCACGAAGCACGGCAUCCAUAUCGACAAGAACGGCAAUGCUAUCGCUGAAGGCGCAAGACUCGAGGAAGGGCUCUACUUGCUGGACGCUGAUCAUUCCAAAUGUCAGCAUCUCGCUCUCCUCUCUCGCUCACAGUCUUCCGUGCCCCUGCUGACCCUUCACCGCUGCCUCGGCCAUCUCGCACCGUCGUCCAUACAGAAGAUGGUUGCCGCUGGUUUGCUGGAAGGUCUCGGGGCCGGAUAUAGUGACGAAGAGGUAGAGAAGUUUGUCUGCAAUGCUUGCCUCAGUGCAAAGGGCCAUCGUCUUCCUUUUCCCGAUUCGGACUCGCACUCCUCAGAGAGACUCGGCCUCGUACACAGCGAUGUGCUUUCCUUUCCCGAGUCGUCCUUGACUGGCAAGCGUUACCUGGUCACGUUUCUUGACGACUUCUCGCGCAAACUGUGGGCAUACGCGAUCGGACACAAAAGCGAAGUCUUUGGCGUGUUCAAGACAUGGCUUGCCGAGGUCGAACUCGAGACGGAUGCAAAACUGAAGGUCCUCCGAACCGACAAUGGUGGCGAAUACUGUUCGAGAGCGUUCACGGAAUUCUGUAAGGCACGCGGCACACGUCGACAAUACUCUAUCCCUCGAACGCCUCAACAGAACGGUCGUGCCGAACGAGUCAAUCGUUCUAUCGUCGAAGGUGUCCUUGCCCUCCUUGCAGACGCCCACUUACCCAAAUCAUUCUGGGAGGAGGCAGCAGCUUAUUUCGUCUACUGCAAGAACCUGUGCGAACACUCGGCCCUGGACAAGGCAACACCGAACUUCGCCUGGCAGGGCGACCGCACCAACGCCUCGGCGCUUCACCCGUUCGGCUGCACGGCUUGGCUCACAGUCGCGCCUGAACUUCGCUCGAAACUCGACCCGAAAGCGGUUCGCGUUCUCUUCACCGGCUAUGACCUGGCUUCUAAAGCCUUCCGUUUCUACGACACGACGACCAAGAAGAUCAGUUUGGGCAGAAAUGCCAGGUUCCUCGACAACGAAUUUCCCGGGUUACGUAGCGACUCCACCGAGCAAGACGCCGACACGCACUUCGCCAGCGCUUGCCCGACCACCGAAUCCCAAGCCGUUGUCAAGACAUGGACCCCACUAGUAAGGUCGGCGCACAUGGACGUCUCAUCCUCUCUUGAUGACUCUGCCAUGAGCGCCGUUGACGUGGCCCCAGGGUACACUGGCGGAACCUUACUUAAUUCCACAGAUGCCGAAUCGUCCUCGUCACCGUCUCCUGAGCCGUCCUCGUCACCGUCGCCCGCAACUCCCUUGUCACCGUCGCCUGCGCUGUCACCGUCGUUGGCUGCGUCAUCGUCACCCUCGGCCUUACCGACCGACUCUGACUACUCCGCCGACCCUCUGGACCUCAUCGGCUCACAGACCCCGACUCGCCUCGGCCCACCGGACGUGCACCGCCCAGACUUCAGCACGUACCGUGAGCCCGCAUCGGCUGAGGAGUCGCCCGACGAACUCGACAUCAUUGGGCGCCACUCGCGCGAUGAAUCGCCGGACGAAAUCGAUUUCCUCACCCAACACCACCGCGCCUUCAUCGCCACCGACGACGACAACUCUGACACAGAAGCCAUUCAACCAGUCAAGUCCAUCACCAGCGACCCACAGACAUGGCGCGAGGCAAUGUCGAGUGACAAGCGCGAAGUGUGGGCCAAGGCCGCUACCGACGAGUUCAAUUCCAUGCGCGACGACUUCAAGGUCUUCACCAUCGAGGACCGAUCCACGGUACCAGCGGGUGCGACCAUCGUCACAUCCAAGUUCGUCUGGAAAACGAAACGGAAUGCACUCGGCGAAGUCACCGGCCACAAGGCACGGCUCGUGGCGCAGGGAAAUCGGCAACGCGACGGCAUCGACUUCAACGAAACCUUCGCACCAGUCGCACGCUUCUCCUCGAUACGCUCACUCCUCGCGCUGGCGGCCGCCAACGGCUUGCACGUGCACCAGGCGGACAUCGACAAAGCCUAUCUGCAUGGCGACCUUGACCAUGACAUCUGGAUGACGACACCGCGCGGCUUCGACCUUCCCACCGACAAGGUGCUUCGUCUGCGACGCUCCAUCUACGGACUCAAACAGGCUGGCCGAAUCUGGAAUCGACACAUCGACGCAUCGCUUCGAGAUCUCGGCUAUACGGCGACGGGCACCGACCACUGCGUGUACUCUCGGAUCGACGAUCGGCGACGCCCACACUACAUCGCGCUGUACGUCGACGACCUCCUGAUGAUCAGCCCCGACUUGGCCGAAAUUGAACGUGUCAUCUCGGGCCUCGAACAACGCUACGGCGUCAAGCGCCUCGGCCCGGCAGAGUACAUCCUCGGCAUCCAGAUCAGGCGACUCGAAGACGGUUCUAUUGCCCUGUCCCAGGAACGGUACAUCAUGGACGUGCUUGCUCGGUUCCACUUCGACACCACGACUCGCGGCACUACAGUCCCGAUGACCCCCGGCCUUUCGCUCACCGCCAUCCCGGGUCAAGGCACCGAACGGAUCAGGUCAUGGUAUCUGCAGGCUAUCGGCUCGCUCCUCUACAUUUCGCUCGGCACCCGCCCCGACAUCGCCUUCGCCGUGUCCUACCUGGCCCGCUUCGCCAACAACCCUGGACGUCGUCACUGGAUCGCGGUCAAGCACAUCCUCCGCUAUCUCCGGGCCACAUAUCGCGACGAACUGGUUUAUGCUUGCGGCGAGACACGCAUCACGGGCGUGGUUGGCUACUCCGACGCGAACUGGGGGGCCUGCGUCGAUACGUCGGUGUCCACUAUGGGCUACGUCUUCUACAUUGCCGGAUCCGCCGUGUCUUGGUCGUCCAAGCGUCAAUCUCGAGUUGCCGAUUCUACCACCGACGCUGAAUACCUCGCCCUCUCGCAUGCUGGCAAGGAAGGGAUCUACCUCAGUCAGCUGCUCGAGGAGCUCCAUGUCCAACCUGUUGCACCGGCUCACAUUUUUACUGACAAUGAAGCCGCUGCCGCAGUUGCCCACGACCCUGUCCGCGUCUCCGGCACUCGACACAUACGCUUGCGCGAGCACUUUGUUCGGGACAUGGUGAAUCGGGGCGAUAUCUCACUCUCGCAUGUGGGAACCAGCAACAUGGUGGCCGACAUCUUCACAAAGGCUCUUGGCCCAAAGAUUUUCUCGACACACUGCUACGCACUAGGCCUUCGCACUCGACACCCACGGCUUGGAUCUGCCUCGCAUUCGCGUGGGGGGGGGUGUGAAGAGUCCACUCUCAGCUCGACAGGGGCGCCUCGGUCGUUGCGCGCGCCUGCUAGCCUGGCCCCUGUGGUGGGGACUUAG
Molecule: messenger RNA, 4590 nt
Organism: Microbotryum saponariae
Lineage: Eukaryota; Fungi; Basidiomycota; Microbotryomycetes; Microbotryales; Microbotryaceae
Source: the annotation of a GenBank genome assembly